AUGCCUCGACCAACCCGAAAACCUCUCAAUCGAAGUCGACAUAACGAUGCUAAUCGUUUUCAAUGCAAUUUCCGGUCCAAGCAUGAACUUAUCACGAGACGCAAACACUGCAGUAAACUAGACCCGAUACCAGCUGUGACUCCCUCUCAACUGUUACACGCUCGAAACCAAUCCGGCAGCGGAGAAGCCGGACUUGAAGCACCAGAUGAGCAGAGUAUUGAGCACCUUCGAUCUGGCUUACAGCAGACAAAUUUCAAGCUCCAACGAGAUGCAGACCGAUUGCAACACGAAAUUCAGUGGAUUCACGGCCACUUUCCAGUCUUGAAGCUCGCCAAUGUGAAGUGCUCACGUAAUUUACGUCAACAGCUGUUCCGAAAUGCAGUUCAACAUGUUUCUACUAACUUUAUGUUACGAAAGGCGUUAAUGUUUUGGUACCAGAAGCUCCUCGAUGCUCGACGUAAGGAGCGACUGCAGUUGAGUGCAUCUCGUCAACUCAUUGCAAUGUUUGAGAAAGUAUCAUUCGAUCGUGUCGUUGGGAAGUUUAGUUCAUGGAGAAAUUGGGUUCUGGAAUGUCAAAUUGAGGAAAAGAUGGCUGCAUCCAUUACGUUACAGCGUUCCGCUAGACUGCUUCAAUCCCGUCGUGAAGAACGAGAAUCUGCUGAACAACAAGAAGCACUGAUGAAAGCUCUCGAAGAACUAAUUCGCAACGCUAAGAUUAUCCAACGAGCAUACCGCCGACACCGACGAGCCGUUCAACAGUGUCAAUAUGAAGCUGCUGCAAGAAAAAUCCAACACAUCGAGACGCGUCGAGUUGCGUAUAACGGAUAUAUCGAGCAGCAACAAGCUGCAAGGCUCCUGCAGGGGAAGUUUCGAGCUUAUAUACAGAAGCGUAAUCGUAAGCGAGCUAUCGCAAUUGCUGAGCUCUUCGAUCGCAGUUGUGACAAGAGUGCACAGCGUAUUCAAAAUACUUGGCGUGGUUAUUUAUCGUGGCGAUAUUACGAAUUACCAGUUGGCAUUGUGCAAUCUUUAGUCGAUCACGUUGAAUAUCUAGGCGCCGUCCACUUGAUCCAAGGGCAUCUUCGUGGGUUUCAAUGUCGCUAUCGUAAUAGGAAGAAGAACGACAGUGCCGUCCGUAUCCAGAAUUACUGGCGUGCUGGUAAACAUCGAAUGAUAUUAAGGAAUGAAAGGCGGAUAAUACGUUUGCACCGAGAUCUUGCAGCUUCGCGCUUGCAACGCACAUACCGGCGCUCGAGAGAGGAGCGCAAGAUCCGCAGUGCUCUUCAUCAAUCCACACGUCCGCUGUAUCUCCGCGCUUGUGAAUUUGGAAAUAGCUUUCGGGAUCAUUUCCGAGUGUCAGUAGCUAAAAGCGCUUGCGUCGUGAUUCAAACAACCUGGAGACGAUACGUUGCCUACAAACAGGAGAAGUGUUCGAGACUCGCUGCAGCUUCGACAAUCCAAAGGUUUCUAAAGCGUAGAGGGAUAUUAUCAAUGUGGCGAAAUGCAGUGUUUAACGCUCAUUGUCGAGAUGAAGCAGCUCGGAAUAUCCAGCGCUGGAUACGAAAACUUCGUCAUCGUUUAGAAUCUGUUCGGAUACAACCUGUUGCGUACGCGCUAGAGCAGGUUUCUGCUGUGUCGAAAAUCCAACGAUGGUACAGAUAUUGUCACUCUGAUUCAUGGGGGAUUCUUCUUGCUCGACUACUAGCUACUGAACUUCCACGAUGUAUAGAAGCUGUCAACCAAAUUAAACGCUGUUGGAACGGUUAUUGUGCUAGAAAAGAAGAGUGUUCGCAGCGUGCGAACACCAUUGCUAGUCUCAUCAAGCAGCAACAACGUGCGGAAGUUGAACAUCGAGCUGCUCAUUUCAUUCAGCGAAUGUUUAAACGUAUGAUCGACCGACGCGAUGGCAAAGUGUUACUACACCGGUACAAAAUACUUUUCCGCCGAGAGAUUAAGCGAAAACAACAACGCGUUAUCGUACACAAGUACUUGGAGGAGAAAUCUCAACAACGUAAGAAGAAACAAGAGACUAAAACUGCCAGUCUUGCAAUAAGACGAGCGUCAAUAGCGACUUCGACUGAACCAUCACAAGCGCUUGGUUUAGAUAGCUACUCAACUGAAUUGAGUGCUUUUACGCUGGAUGAAACGCCAAACGAAACAACAGACAGCGGAUGGGCUGACACGCAAUCACCUCAGAUCGAUAGCCCUGUCCAAUACUGGAGCGAAGAGUAUCAGCGAGCUUACCUUUAUGAUCCAGUUACUGGAAUAUCGACAUGGCUGUGA
Molecule: messenger RNA, 2280 nt
Organism: Phytophthora nicotianae INRA-310
Lineage: Eukaryota; Oomycota; Peronosporomycetes; Peronosporales; Peronosporaceae
Exons: 1
Coding region: 1-2280 (759 amino acids)
Molecular function (GO): protein binding
Source: RefSeq, a predicted model, not a curated record